Molecule: messenger RNA, 2871 nt
Organism: Pimephales promelas (fathead minnow)
Lineage: Eukaryota; Metazoa; Chordata; Actinopteri; Cypriniformes; Leuciscidae
Gene: c8h22orf15
Product: chromosome 8 C22orf15 homolog
Source: RefSeq, a predicted model, not a curated record
GUUUUCAGCAUGCCGCUAUAUUUUCUGCACUAAACUAGUGAAUUUUCCCAAUAUAUAUUCAGAGAUGAUAAACAAGAUGUUAUAGAAUAAUAAUUUAUUUAAACCCCAAUUUUGAAGAAGAAAAAAAAAACUGACAUUUGAUCUAUUUGUAUACUAAAAGCAGACAUUGACUUUCAAAAAUGAACUUUAUUAUUAUUUAUUAUACAAUUAUUCAAUUAUUAUAUCAACAAUUAGUGUCAUGACCACUCAUAAAAACAGAUCAAAUUAUGUGAUUUGAUAAAAACAUAACUGGACUUUUUUCCCCCAGCAGAGAUAAUUGAGAGCAUCAGUAAAGUAUAUGGAUCAUCUCACAUACAGCAGUAGAAGUACUCAGAGUUCAUGCAGUUAGAGCACAAGGAUAAAAUUCCAACAGACAUUUAAAUUAAUGAAGUUUGCUAACCUAUCCGUCCUUCAAGACUCAUUUCUUAUGACAUAACUUUUUCUCAAGUCAAUACCGAAAUAGCUGCUGUUCUGUUACUGUUAUGUUUAAAGUCAUGGGGAAAAGGGCUAUGGAUCUAGUACUUCAAAGUAUCAAAGAACCUGUCUGUCUUGUGUACUAACUCCAUGGAGACAAAUCAGACUGCCCUGCUUCAUAAAAAGAUCCCUUUCUCUCUUCUCCUUUCAUGGGUGAGACUGAGAGAGAGAGAUUGGGAGGCAGAAAAAGAGAGUGAGAGAGUGAAUAAUGUAGCCCAUGUAAUAUAGUGCUGUUUCUGUAAGACAGGAGGGGAGUUCAUCCAUAGUUCAGUGGUGGCACAGCAGGAUAAAAUUCUGAUUACAUUGAGUCUAGUCUGCCAAUUAUAUUCAGUAGUUCAGAACAUUUCAACAUUCCUCAUAAACCAGGGCUUUGUCUCUAGGUAUGGCUGUAGUCAACAACAUUUAAUUGCCUUUUAUUGUCCUGCUGUGUGAACAGACUCGUUCAUUACCAAGGCUGCCGCGAGAUACUGAGCAGUUUAGCACUCCGCGUCUCAAGACCGUGAUGUUCAUUACCGUGAUAUUUGGUGAGGGAAGAGAAGAGAUACUGAACCUAAAUUGCGAGAUUAUAAACUUCAUCCACUGUAUAAAAGAAAAAUGCAAUUUGGAUCCCCAAGAGACUGUGGACUUGAUGGACAGGACGGGAGAGCUGGUGAACUUGGCAGAGAGAGCGCAGAGCACAGACCUCGUCUGCAGUUUGCUGAAGGAGAGAGAGAGCUAUAUUCCAUUACGUGUGUCACGAGGUGAAGGCAGUGAAGGUCCUAAGUAUUCUGCAGUGUAUGACUUUGGCACAAGUUACCCUGAGCUAGCAGAGAUUCUGAGAAAACUAUCAAAUCCUUCAAAGGAGAAGGAUAGAAAGGGUGGAGCAUCUAAAAGGGGAGGAGUCAGUCAAAACCGCAUCAAAUCUGUGAUCAACUUUAAGAAAGCCAUCACAACACCUCGGAGCUGAAAACACUCGGGCUAUUUCCAUGUGUUACUGUUGCCAAAAUUGUAUUAAUAGACUUCAUUGUGUUACUACUCUGUUAUUUAUAUCAUAAAAAGUAAAUAUUGCAGAUUAUUUGAAUAUAUCUAUGGCGAAGCGGGUUCUAAAAAUGGUUUAUUAUAAAAAAAGAUGUUCUUUUUUCAAGGGGUAAGUUGAUCCGAGUCAGAUGGCACCAUCUUGGGUGUAAACUGACCAUCUAGCUGAAUCUGAAUCAAACCCAUGUAAAUUAUUUAACUAUUUUGCAAGUAGUUUUUUUUUCUUAAAGCUACCUUAAACAACAAAAAAACAACCAAAUUAUGUUAAAAUGUCAAUAUCUUUAAUUGUUUUUAUUUCGAAAAUUAUUUUCUUUUAACCUUCCCAAAAAACAGACUAAACUGAGUUUUUUGGGAAAAAUUAAAUAAAAACUAAAUUAGAAUUAGAAUGAAUAAAUAUCACUGAAACUAAUAAAGAUUUUAGUCAAAAGGUUCUUAGUUGGCAUGGUAGUUUUUCUGCAAUGUCAAACAUGUUAGGCCUUAGGGACUAGGCUACAGGUCGAAAGAUAUGUAUGAUUAAGCAUCUCCUGGUUCUUAUCAGAGAAUGAUUUGGUGAACUUUUACAUUGUUCCUAUCAAAUAAACUAAAAAAAAAAAAAGAUGAAUUAAACCAGUUGUGUAAAAUUUCAUUGUCAUUAUACCAGGUUAUACUUCAAAGAUUUAAUUUAACUACAGUGCCUUAUGGUGAGUGUAUAGGGCAGGGAUGGGCAACUUCAGUCCUGGAGGGCCAUUGUCCUACAGAGUUUAGCUUCAACACUAUUCAAACACACCUGAACAAGAUAAUCGAGGUAUUCAGGAUUACUAGAAAGUUACAGGCAGGUGAUUUUUUCAGGGUUGGGGCUAUCGCUGCGUUCCAGGCAGGUUUUUGAGCACGUAAAUCACUAUUUCAGCAUUCCAGGCCAGUCACGCCAAACUACCUGAAUGCAAGGAAUUGUGGUAGCUAGAUGUAAACAAACCAGCAUGGCGGGGCUUAUGCACACUUGUAAUAAUUUCUGUCGCCAAAGGUGCUCACUCCUUGUUUAUUUGAGGGAAACGGAGGAGAAAAAAACGGCGCAUAAGUCAAGAUAAGCUGUUAUACCUUUUAUUUUAUUUGUAAAUUUGGAAAUGCAUUUGGUAUUAAUUUCUCCUUACACUCAAUGGACUGAAAACUAGUUAACGUUAUUGUCCUAAAGUGUAUUCACACAUGUACCGCCUGCAGAAACACUGCAUCCGUAGGGGCUGCCAUUGUUGUUUUGUAUGAUUUCGCAGGCUAUAUGACGUCAGAGCUCGUAACUGGGAGUACAUCGAUCUAGUACGAGUUCCUUGGUGGGAAGUCACGGGUCUGACUGUCGUUCCAGUGCACUUUCAG